AUGAUCAUUUUGAUCCGCCAUGCGCAGUCGGAGGGAAACAAGAAUCGGGAAAUCCACCAGACCGUGCCGGAUCACCGGGUGAAACUGACAGUUGAAGGGCACCGGCAAGCAAGGGAGGCGGGCACUAAGCUGCGUGCACUGCUGCGUCCCGACGACACGCUGCAUUUUUUUACCUCUCCGUAUCGAAGGACCCGCGAGACGACCCAGGGAAUCCUAGAGUCGCUGACCUCGGACCGGCCCUCCCCCUCACCGUUCAUACGGCAGACGAUUAAAGUAUACGAGGAGCCGCGGUUGCGAGAACAAGACUUUGGAAACUUCCAGCCAUGCACGGCCGAGAUGGAGCGGAUGUGGCAUGAACGAGCGGACUACGGGCACUUCUUCUACCGGAUCCCCAGCGGCGAGUCUGCCGCAGACGCCUAUGACCGGGUGAGCGGCUUCAACGAGUCGCUGUGGCGCCUGUUUGGCGAAAAUGACUUUGCCAGCGUGUGCGUCCUAGUCACCCAUGGCCUGAUGACGCGCAUCUUCCUGAUGAAAUGGUACCACUGGAGCGUCGAGUACUUUGAGGAUCUCCGGAACAUCAAUCACUGCGAGUUCGUCGUGAUGAAGCUCAACUCGGACAACGGCAAAUACGUUCUCGAGAACCAGCUGCGGACGUGGUCUGAG
Penicilliopsis zonata CBS 506.65 is the source of this 663-nucleotide messenger RNA. RefSeq lists its product as hypothetical. Gene Ontology annotation, molecular function: phosphatase activity. The transcript has a single exon. The annotation marks the transcript as partial. Lineage: Eukaryota; Fungi; Ascomycota; Eurotiomycetes; Eurotiales; Aspergillaceae. The record is from RefSeq and is a predicted model, not a curated record.